AUGAUGGCCCAGAACGAGAGUGAGACUAAGAUCUACUACUAUAUCGACGAUGAGGAAACCCCUUACCUCGUCAAGGUUCCGGUACCUCUGGCUCAAGUGACUCUACAGGAUUUCAAAAGUGCUCUCCAACGGACCAACUACAAAUUCUUCUUUAAAUCACUCGACGCCGACUUCGGUGUCGUCAAAGAAGAGAUCGUAGAAGACGCUGCACUCUUACCGGCCUUCAGAGGACGGGUUGUAUCGUGGCUGGUGACGACAGAUGGUAGCAACGCUUCGGACAACGCGUCGCAGGUCACGGCAUCCACUGCAACGACAGAUGCCAAUCCCGCGGAUCGACACUAUCGACUGAAGGAAAACCAAAGGGGACAUCAUAAAGAAAAAGGCCGUCCCGUGCAACACAAACGCUACGAUUAUGACAGCUCGUCGGUGCUCACCUCGGACCUGGAAUCGUCGACCGUCCUGGAUUCCGACGAUUCCGAUUCGGACUUGACAUCAAGAAUGAGCACAACCACGGACGAGAGCAGUGUUUCCCGGAUAUACCAGAGUCGGCACUUGCAGAUGCGGCGCCGGCGGAAAAAGAAAGCAAUUCUCAGCGGAGCCACGAGCAGCGUGUCAAGUGUGACCGACUCGAGCAUGUCGCUGAACAUAAUCACGGUGACCCUGAACUUAGACUCCGUCAACUUCUUAGGAAUAAGUAUCGUUGGUCAAACGAACAGAGGAGGAGAUGGCGGAAUUUACGUCGGCUCAAUCAUGAAAGGAGGUGCUGUUGCUCAGGACGGACGCAUAGAACCCGGUGACAUGAUCCUGCAGGUGAACGACGUGAAUUUUGACAACAUGGCGAAUGAUGAUGCUGUUAAGGUGUUGCGCGAAGCCGUGCAGGAAUCUGGUCCCGUGAAGUUGGUCGUCGCCAAAUGCUGGGACCCCAACCCGAAAGGUUACUUCACGAUUCCGCGAGCGGAACAGGUGCGGCCCAUCGAUCCGGGCGCUUGGGUCGCGCAUACCGAAGCUGCUCUAGGAUGCAACCAAUUGAUGGGAACCAACGAAAUACCUCUCCGGCCACCUUCGGUUUCCACCAUCACAUCAUCGACUCUCGACACGGAGCUCGACUCGAAUCCACUGCUGUCAUUAUCGGUUGAUGCAUCGAAAAUGAAGGAUGUCACCGAGGUUAUGGCAUCAGCGGACUCUGGUUUGGACGUUCGAGAUCGGAUGUGGUUGAAAAUCACGAUAAGGAACGCUUUCUUGGGGAGUGAUUGUGUCGAGUGGCUUCUCAGUCAUGUCCAAGGUUUCCACGAUCGGAAAGAAGCGAAGAAAUACGCCACAAUGAUGCUCAAAGAAGGUUUCAUCAAGCACACCGUCAAUAAGAGCAAUUUCAGUGAACAAUGCUAUUACGUCUUCAGCGACGACAUCGUCAAAGGGAUACAUGACCUUCGAUUGAAUUCAGCGGGGGCUACCGAAUUGCUUUCCGCACCGACAGGCUGGACGAUGCCGGCCAUGCCUCCGUAUGCCGGAAGCUACGUUCCUCAGCCGUUCCUCAGUCAUCCUCCCCCACCCCCAUCGACGAUCCCAACGUAUGCCACCCCGACUCAACCUUACUCCAAUGAGGUCAGCUACGUGAAUUUCGGGAGAGAGGGGAGUGUCAAUAGCAGCGCUGGAUCCGGCGGCAGUGCGGGAGCAAAUGGUAUCCUAGGCGGAGUCAUGAAGCCGAUUCCAGCGGGAGUUAAGCCAGCGGCAGCCGUCUCGUCGGGAUCGUCGAGCUCGCAGAGCACUCCGUCGCAAGAACACGAUUCGCAGUCACUCCUGGCAGCACCGAUUCUUCAACCUCUGCCGAAGCCGCCAGCCGGAGCCGUGGGAUCCGCUCCGGCACCGCCUCAGAAAAGCUCAAGCAAAAACGACCUUUUAGUCGACAACGACGAUGAAGACGACGACGAAGAUGAAGAUGACCUAUACGAGUACACUGACAAAGGAGUCGUGUGA
This is a messenger RNA of Galendromus occidentalis (western predatory mite), 1974 nucleotides long. RefSeq names its product segment polarity protein dishevelled. Gene Ontology annotation, biological process: intracellular signal transduction; canonical Wnt signaling pathway. The transcript is spliced from 9 exons. Gene Ontology annotation, molecular function: frizzled binding. Lineage: Eukaryota; Metazoa; Arthropoda; Arachnida; Mesostigmata; Phytoseiidae. The record is from RefSeq and is a predicted model, not a curated record. Bases 1 to 1974 code for a protein of 657 amino acids. Gene Ontology annotation, cellular component: cytosol.